CGUGUCAGGCAUAACUUGAUAAGUAAUAUGAUAAUUAAAAAGUUUUCUACCUAUAAAAAAUUAAUAUAGUAUCGACCCUAUAAUUUUCCUGACACGCCUCUGUACAGAAAUUCGCAAAGCUACCUUAAUAAAUACAAAUACUUCUUUUGGCAAAGUAAUCAACUACCACAUAAAACAUAACCUUGUAUAAUUUAUUUACCAACCCGUCAUUUUAAAAAACUUACCUUCCAUGUCCAAUUCCACCUCCGGCUCAGGUUCCGAUUCCUCCAAUUCGGAUUCCUCCGAUUCAUCAACAUUCAUGCCACUACCACCGGCUGUGUCCCCACCAAAGGGACAUUUUCUAUAAAUCGAAUCAAAUUUUUUUACCCAAAUGUUUUAUACGUUUAAAUGGGGGUAAUUCUAAUAUAACUUACCCUCCAGCAGCACCAGUAGGCAUCUUAAAUUCACCAGUCGGUACUUUACCUCCAAAUUUCUCCAAAAAUUCUUUUACAAAUUGUAAUUGCGGCAAAUUAAGCACUGUUGGAUUUUCCGACACGAAAUUUAUAAAAAACUUCAACUUUUCCAAGUCAGCAUGGGACAAAUUAGGCAUAGCCAUUUUUGCGUAUUUUUGUCUAAUAAGAUUCUCAAAGUGGUUCUAGACAAUUAUACUGAUUGCUUUCUGUGUUAAGAACAAAUAAUAUAAUGUAGUUAUCACGUCUCUGUUGUGUAUUUCUUAUAAUUGAAAAUUUCUUUACUUUAAUUAGUCGGUAAAAUGUUAUCGCGAAACUUCUUUUUUGAGUAAUGGCACAGGGUUGAUUUUCUAUUACAAGCGAAAAAUAAACAAUAUUGCCAUACACAACUUGGCGUGCCGUUCGCCAAAGUUCACACGUACCAAACUCCUUAUAUUUGUAUCAAACUUUUAAAACCAUAACGAAAUCUUGAAUAUUGAUUCCGUUUAGUUAUUACUAAUUGUUAUUAUAUAUUUUCUUAUUAAUUUGCGACUUAAAGCAUUAAUACCUAUACGUUAUGAAAGCAAUAUCUACAAUAUAGUAUCGAUAAAUUUACGAUCGAUAAUAAUUACAUAUCUGUAAAUUGGAGAUUGAAGUUAAACAAUCACUUUGAAUAAAAGUUACCGCGCAAAAUAAGAGGAAAUAUUAAAGAAAUCUGUUUCAUGUUUUUGGAACAAACGUUACAAAAUGGCUCCGAAGCGUAAACGUAAAGUUCAAAAUCAGCCUGAGCAAUUGACUCAGGGCGGUGCAGUAAAUAAAACCAAGCUUUUAAAAACGGAGGAUCCAGUUGUAGAUGCUAAUCUUCCAGUUUUGUAUGUAGAACAUUGCCGAUCCUGAAACGUAUUUCGCCGCCGCGCUCUUCAAGUUCACGCAGAUCUGCUUGAACAAUUGCGUGUACUAAAGCCAGAUGUAGAACUUCAAUUGCUUAUGAACGUAGAUCGUCCCCCUCGGCGUGGUUCCUUUGAGAUAUCUAUUGCUACAAGCCCUACUGAGAAACGACAAGAAAUAUGGUCAGGCUUAAAUAGGAAACCACGAGCACAAAAAUUUCCACCUAUUACUGAGUUAACUGAGGCAGCAGGUCGCGUUUUAGGUAUAAAUACUGUUAAGGACACGGCGGGUGAGAAUAAAGCUCCUAAAGAUCAAACUGAGCAAAAAGAGGCUACUAAAUCGGGCAAUAAGCGGAAACGUUCUACAUAAAAAAUAUUUAAAUUUUUGAAAACAUUGGGUAGCAUUUAUGACUAGUGUUUGGUAAAAUCUCUAAAUGAGAAGCUAAACAUUAUGAUUUUUUUUUUGCUCAAAAUGAUUGAUGAAAUUAAAAUAUGAGAAAAAAAUAUUCAUACAGAAAUCUAUAAUUUAAAUGCUAUUGCUAUAAAUUGGGAGAGGAUUUAUUUUUAGCAAAUAAAUAUGUCUAACAGGCAUUGUUAUUUAAAAGAAGUACAUACUGUAAGUUAAGUUGUCUACAUCCUACUUCACGGUUAUAAUCAGGGAAGUAGAGAGAUUCUGGCUUGGGGAGUAUUAAGGAUGAAACAUUAAUUGUUGGAGAAAAAACUUGUAACAGAGCACCGGGCCGCUCUGAGAACUCCUGGUCCGGGAGGAAUUGUCCCUGAUUUCUCCGCCUGUCGGUCGCUGGUUAUAAUUCGCUACUAAUAAGCAACAAUUAAAUAAAAUAUUUCUUGAAAUAAUUACAUUGAA
Molecule: messenger RNA, 2180 nt
Organism: Bactrocera oleae (olive fruit fly)
Lineage: Eukaryota; Metazoa; Arthropoda; Insecta; Diptera; Tephritidae
Source: RefSeq, a predicted model, not a curated record